AUGUCUACCACACCUCAAGGUCGCUCACCGUCUGUGGUCUCCCCGGAGAGAACACCACCGAACACAGCUUCCGCUUCCACCGUUCUGGAGGAUCAUCUAUCCUACCCUGCGGCGGCCGAACCGGUUGUGCCAGUAGCGUCAUCGUCGUCGUCUGCUACAGAGGCGCGGCCUCUGCUGAAGGAUCGCCUGUAUGUCGGGAAUCUGCAUCCAAGUGUUGACGAAUACACGCUCCUUCAAGCCUUUUCAAAGUUUGGCAAGAUCUCCAAGCUCGACUACCUCUUCCACAAGUCUGGUCCGCUCAAGGGCAAACCGAGAGGCUAUGCGUUCGUGCAGUACUCCAACAAAGACGACGCCGAGAAGGCGCUCACGCAUGCGAACGACAAACUUCUCCGCGGCCGCAAGCUCGUCGUCACAUAUGCGAACCAGGCACCCCUCGAUGCGGCCUCGGGCGCGCUAGGCGCUGGGGCGAAGAAUCGGAGAGCGAUCAGCGAGGUCGGGAAGCCGACCACGCUCAGUCUGCUGAAGAGUGCUGGCAGAGGGCGAUCCGAUGCGAUGGAUGCUAAGAUCGCGCGCAUGGAAGCGAAAUUGCGGCAGCUAGAAGGCGCCUCCGCUGCGCCGAGGGGCACCGGAGGCACGUCAGCCUCGGCGUCGUCGUCCUUGCCCGCACACCCCUCGCUUCCGCCGAAGCCCAUCGCUGCCACAGCCGCCCUGGAGAGCGGCGGUCCACGACAAACAUCUGCAACAUCCUCGGCGAUGGGGGUUCGCCAAAGCGGCGCCAAGUUCAAAACCCGGAUGCCCGCCCUCCCUUUGCCUUCUUUACCCAUCACUCCUCCUGCUCAGUCUCUGAAGAGGUUGUCAGAAAAGGCGCCCCUGCCUUCACCGUCUGCGUCGACAAACCCUAAGAUCAAUCUGAACAAAAAGUCUGGUCUCGCAGGGGUCAAAAUCGUGAAGUCAAAGCCAACACAUUCUGCGGGGUAA
This is a messenger RNA of Dichomitus squalens LYAD-421 SS1, 978 nucleotides long. RefSeq lists its product as uncharacterized. The record is from RefSeq and is a predicted model, not a curated record. The coding region runs from base 1 to 978 and encodes 325 amino acids. NCBI's taxonomy places the organism in Eukaryota, Fungi, Basidiomycota, Agaricomycetes, Polyporales, Polyporaceae. The transcript has 4 exons. Gene Ontology annotation, molecular function: RNA binding.